This is a messenger RNA of Gadus macrocephalus (Pacific cod), 3208 nucleotides long. RefSeq names its product STIP1 homology and U-Box containing protein 1 (gene stub1). Gene Ontology annotation, biological process: cellular response to misfolded protein; proteasome-mediated ubiquitin-dependent protein catabolic process; positive regulation of proteolysis. Lineage: Eukaryota; Metazoa; Chordata; Actinopteri; Gadiformes; Gadidae. Gene Ontology annotation, molecular function: ubiquitin protein ligase activity; protein-folding chaperone binding. The record is from RefSeq and is a predicted model, not a curated record. The transcript has 8 exons. The coding region runs from base 267 to 1121 and encodes 284 amino acids. Gene Ontology annotation, cellular component: cytoplasm; Z disc.
AUUGGCCGCGCUCCGCACUCUCUCCGCGUGACGUCAUCAUCACAACAAAGUGCCAUGACAGCCUGCGGUGGAGCGGCGGAUCGGCUGAGGAGUGAAACCGAGGUUAUUAUCCAAAACGCAGAGCGCCGUUCGUCUACCGGUGAUACCGAUCUCCUGAGUUUGUAAGCUGCCGGGGCGUUCGUCCACCUGCCCGCCAGCGAGCCGGAGACACGGGGAACAGGAUCGGGAAGCAGCGCGGAGCGGGCGCCGCGGAGAGAGUGGAGAAGAUGUCGGCCAGCCCUGAGAAGAGCUCCACAGCCCAGGAGCUCAAGGAGCAGGGGAACCGCCUCUUCCUCUGCCGCAAGUACCAGGAGGCGGCCACCUGCUACAGCAAGGCUAUCAACCGCAACCCGUCUGUGGCGGUGUACUACACCAACCGCGCGCUGUGCCACGUCAAGCUCCAGCAGCACGACAAGGCGCUGGCCGACUGCAAGCACGCCCUGGAGCUGGACGGCCAGUCGGUCAAGGCCCACUUCUUCCUUGGCCAGUGCCACCUGGAGCUGGAGAACUACGACGAGGCCAUCGGGAACCUGCAGCGAGCGUACAACCUGGCCAAGGAGCAGAGGCUGAACUUUGGCGACGACAUCCCCAGCGCUCUGCGCAUGGCCAAGAAGAAGCGCUGGAACAGCAUCGAGGAGAAGCGCAUCCACCAGGAGAACGAGCUGCACGCCUAUCUCUCCAAGCUGAUCCUGGCCGAGAAGGAGAGGGAGCUGGAGGACUGCAGAGAGAAAGAGGACGACAAUCAGAACGGCAGUGACAUCAUGAAGAUAACAUCCCAGAAUGACAAGUAUCUGAUGGACAUGGACGAGCUCUUCUCUCAAGUGGACGAGAAGAGAAAAAAGAGGGAGAUCCCAGACUACCUGUGUGGGAAGAUCAGCUUUGAGCUGAUGAGGGAGCCAUGCAUUACGCCCAGCGGCAUCACCUACGACCGCAAGGACAUCGAGGAACACCUGCAGAGGGUGGGUCACUUCGACCCGGUGACCCGGAGUCCUCUGACCCAGGAUCAGCUGAUCCCCAACCUGGCCAUGAAGGAGGUGAUCGAUGCCUUCAUCCAGGAAAACGGCUGGGUAGAGGACUACUGAGCCUGGACACUUCUCCUACUCACCCUCCAGACCCUCUCCUUCCCCCUCCCUCCUACUCUGCUCCUUCUCUUUACCCCUCCUCCUUACUGAGAGAAGAGGCCAGACACCUCCUCAUCUUCCUCAUCUUCCUCACCCAUUCUACAAAGGGCGCCUGCCCUGGCAGGCUCUUUCUUUCUCUGUCUCUCUCCCUCUCACUCUUUCUCUCUAUGUAUCCCGGUGUGUGUCUCUCUCUCUCUCUCUCCCUGUGUGUCCGUCUGUCCUAGGCUGUCCUUCCAAGCCCCACGCUUCACCUCUGCAUUCCUGUCCUCCCCUCACAUUCCCUCGCUCUCUCUCUCCAACUCUCUCCUGUGUAUGAAGUCUCUCAGGUCUCUCCAUCCCUCCAUCACUCUCUCCACUGUGCCUCGUUCACCCUCUCUCUUUGUCUCUCACCCCUUACUCCCCCUCUGUCGUCGUGUCUAUGAGCUAAACAUGUCUACAAUCACAACAGACAAUUCCAACACCAACUGAGUGGAUUAAGUCUUUAAGAAAAUAUCCACUCUGUCUCUCUCUCUGUCUCUCUGUCUCUCUCUCUGUCUCUCUUUCUGUCUGGCUCUCUCUCUCUCUCUCUCUCUCUCUGUCUCUGUCUCUGUCUCUGUCUCUCUCCCUCUCUCUCUAGUGCCACAGUCUUCUGAGUCAUCAGCGCUGCACGUCUGUGUUUGUCCUCACAAUGGUGAUAAAAACACUCAUACAUUUUAAUAUUUUACUAGAAGGGUCGAACUAUCACGCGGCCGUCUCCCACUCUGCUCCAGUAUUCCCUGGCUGAUAUCGGUUCUUACGACUGUGAAUCAAACAUUAAUUAAUUGUGUUUGAUCCUAACAAUAUGGUCUUGCCAAGGUGAACGUCGCAGACGAAACAAACCCGUUUCUCAACAGAAAUCCUUGUUUUAAGGCGGGUUCCAUGGUUUACUACGCAUGGAUCGCAUGGACUCUGCCACAUGGUCUGAUUAGAUCCUGGUAGUCCUGCGCCUGGGGCCCCGGUACUGGCGGCAGACCGGCCCCCGGCGGACUGGCCACACGUUGAAUGUAUGCUAGCUAGCUAAAGCGCUAUGGAGGAGGGUCACAUCCUGUUGCUGCGGGGCUGUUUCACAGAAGGAGCGUUGGAAGAUAAGAGUAGACCGAGGUGGGCUGCUUCUCUGAUGUCGUGAAACCCCGAGGUGAACUGAAACAUGAUCCUCUGAAGGGUUAGAAGAUGUGUCCUUGGUUUUAUCUGGGCCCUUGUGGCUUCUCCCAUCAAAGUUUUUUUCAGGCGGACCUCAACUGACUACAUAAUACCCAUGAUGGGAGGGACAGAAGCCUCGCUCUUCUCUCCGAGCCCAGAAGAAACUGGUUCUCCCUGUGUCGUCACAAUCAGCCACAAGAUGGUCACCUCAUAUCCUUCAUCACCCUCCCCUCCCAUAAUCUCUUGCUGUGACUCCGAUGCUGAAUGCAGGACUCCCUCCCUGGGCAAACACCCUCUUACUCUUCAGCUGGGUGGGGGUCUGGGGAGCCCGGGAACUCCGCAAUGCAACCACAGAUGUUAAUGGUUUUUAGCCCACCCCCCCAAAAAAAUCAUCCCACCCAUCUUAGAAGUGCUGGAGUUGUUUACAAUCCGUUGCGUCCCUACCUUGGAUACACUGCGGAGGUAAUCUGUGUGAAAUUUGGAAAGCAUAAAUAUAUAUUUUAAGUUAAGCACUCGUGAGUUUACAGGUAAUUGUCCUCGAAGCUUCUCGGCUGAUGGUGUGUGUGUGUGUGUGUGUGUGUGUGUGUGUGUGUGUGUGUGUGUGUGUGUGUGUGUGUGUGUGUGUGUGUGUGUGUGUGUGUGUGUGUGUGUGUGUGUGUGUGUGUGUGUGUGUGUGUGGUGUGUUUGGCCCACUGACUUCUGGGGUACCCCCCCCCCCACCCCUACACACACACCUUCCCCUCCCCGCUGGUGUAAAUAAGUGCUUGAUCUUGUUCGGACUGUAAUCUCUCUUACUGCUUUUCUUCUUCUUUCGUUCUCUGUUCCUUGGUUUCUGUACGGCUCUCUCUGCGUUUGAGGAACCUGUAUUAAAUGUAGAUAUGUUGAUAACA